CGCAGAAGCAGGCCCAUUCCAACAUGGCAGGUCCGAAAAUAACAUUGUAUCUGGAUGUCGUCAGUCCCUUCGCCUAUAUCGCGUACUACGUCUUGAGAAAUUCUCCCACUUUCGCAAGAUGCGACAUCAACUACGUGCCCAUAUUCCUGGGAGGCUUGAUGCAUGCAUGCAACAAUAGGGCUCCUAUCCAGAUCAAAAACAAGGAUAAAUGGAUCGACAAGGAACGGCUCCGUUGGUGCCGUUACUUUUCCAUUCCUAUGGUAGAAUCUACCCCGGAGGGUUUCCCACCUCUUACGCUAGCGACACAGCGAGCUCUUUGUGCAAUUUCCCUAAAGUGGCCAGAUAAAUUCAUACCAGUGACUGACGCCUUGUAUCACUCGUUCUGGGUUGAGGGCAAUGCGAAAAUCGGACAACCUGAGGGGUUUCUUCCGGUGUUGGAACGAGUACUAGGGAAGGAUGGGGCAGAGGAAGUUUUCAAGGCUUCAACGCUACCAGACGUGAAGGAACGUUUAGUGUCGAACACUUCUCAGGCGUUGAAAUCAGGUGCAUUUGGUAUCCCUUGGUUCGAGUGCACGAACACUCUGGGUGAGACAGAGGGCUUCUGGGGAGUCGAUCAUCUGGGUCAAGUAGCAGACUUUUUGGGCUUGGAACGUAGUUUGGACAAGGGAUUCCGGGCCUCGUUAUGAAACAAAGAACGGAAGACAAGUA
Messenger RNA from Monascus purpureus, 708 nucleotides. NCBI's taxonomy places the organism in Eukaryota, Fungi, Ascomycota, Eurotiomycetes, Eurotiales, Aspergillaceae. The record is from the annotation of a GenBank genome assembly.